Molecule: messenger RNA, 760 nt
Organism: Corylus avellana
Lineage: Eukaryota; Viridiplantae; Streptophyta; Magnoliopsida; Fagales; Betulaceae
Product: large ribosomal subunit protein uL11
Biological process (GO): translation
Cellular component (GO): cytosolic large ribosomal subunit; ribosome
Molecular function (GO): large ribosomal subunit rRNA binding; structural constituent of ribosome
Source: RefSeq, a predicted model, not a curated record
CACUCUGUCUUUGAACCACUUCCACAGCGCCCCCAUACAGACAAGCCUGACGAAACCCUAGCCGCCAAAAAUGCCUCCAAAGUUCGACCCCUCUCAGGUCGUGGACGUGUACGUCCGAGUCACCGGUGGCGAGGUGGGCGCGGCGAGUUCGCUCGCCCCGAAGAUCGGGCCGCUGGGUCUCUCUCCGAAGAAGAUCGGAGAGGACAUUGCCAAGGAGACAGCGAAGGACUGGAAGGGCCUGCGCGUGACGGUGAAGCUCACCGUGCAGAACCGUCAGGCCAAGGUCUCGGUGGUCCCCUCCGCCGCGGCGCUCGUCAUCAAGGCGCUGAAGGAGCCCGAGCGCGACCGCAAGAAGACGAAGAACAUUAAGCACAGCGGCAACAUUUCACUCGACGACGUCAUCGAGAUCGCGAAGGUCAUGAGCCCUAGAUCCAUGGCCAAGGACCUCUCUGGCACCGUCAAGGAGAUCCUCGGCACGUGCGUCUCCGUCGGGUGUACGGUCGACGGCAAGGACCCCAAGGAUCUGCAGCAGGAGAUCGCUGACGGCGACGUCGAGAUUCCCCUAGAUUGAGAACGAGAGUGAGGCUUUUUAAGCUUACUCUUAUCAUUUUUGGAUCUUAAAAGUUGAAAUUUUAUGGAUUUUUUUUUGGUUUUUAUUAUGUCUCCGAAGUUUAGUUUACUUUACAAAGCUUGAAUGAUAUCUCUGGACUAGUGUGGGAUGUUUUAUUCGAAUGAGGAGCUGUAAUGUUUUUUAAGUUAA